Messenger RNA from Ostreococcus tauri, 627 nucleotides. Its product is annotated as unnamed product. The transcript has a single exon. Bases 1 to 627 code for a protein of 208 amino acids. The record is from RefSeq and is a predicted model, not a curated record. Gene Ontology annotation, biological process: photosystem II repair. Lineage: Eukaryota; Viridiplantae; Chlorophyta; Mamiellophyceae; Mamiellales; Bathycoccaceae.
AUGUGCGCGCGAACGAGUCAUGGAACGUCCGCGACGGUGCGCGCCCGGACGUCGCCCGCGCGCGCGCGCGCGAGGCGAGCGACGCGCGCGUGCGCGACGCGGCGAGAGGUGGUGGACGGCGUCGUCGCGGUCGCCGCGUCCGCGCUCGCGAGCGAACUCGCGGGCGUCUCCCCGGCGCUCGCGCUGUUGCAACCGAACGAUGAGGAAGACGAAGCGUUUCUCGCCAAGGCUCGGGAGAACCGGGCGAAACGCAUUCAAUCCGAGGUGCAAAAGGAGAAGCGAUACGUAAACGACGCCGGGUUGAAGCUGGACGAAAACGCGAGCAAGGUGCAGGUGGCGGUGUACAAGCUCUCGAAGUCGGGGGCGGCGAUCGCGAGAGGGGAUCUCGGCGGUGCGUCGAGUGAGCUCGCGGCGGGGGGCGAUUGGGCGUCCCAGGCGACGAGCGCGGCGGAGGCGCUCGGGGCGGGCGAGAGCCGCGCGCGGUUCGAGAAAUCCGUCGCCGAGCUCGCGCGGCGGUGUGAUGGCGGGGACGAGAGCGCGGCCAAGGCGGCGUUCGUCGCGAGCUCGCGCGCGCUCAAGGAGUUGGCGGAGGAGGCGAAGGUUGUCGACAAGCUGCGGCUGCUGUAA